Molecule: messenger RNA, 1719 nt
Organism: Phytomonas sp. EM1
Lineage: Eukaryota; Euglenozoa; Kinetoplastea; Trypanosomatida; Trypanosomatidae
Source: the annotation of a GenBank genome assembly
AUGACUAACAAGCGACACAAUUUAUGCAAUGGGUGUGAAUUGGCAUGCUCAGUCGAAGCCAAGACCCAAGACAUUGAGGAAUCAUCGAUAGGUAAAACACAAUUUGAAUUUUCACCCAUAUUUCAGCCCACAGACCCGAUGCAUAAGGAAUAUGAGUAUUACAAGAUCCCCGGCAGCGAGAAGUUCGUGGAAGAGGUAGAGCUACUGGGUCGAAGAGUUCUCAAGGUCAACCCUGAAGCGCUUACGGAUUUGGCGUUCCAGGCGUACACCGAUAUGCAUUAUUUCUUCCGUAAAGAUCACUUGCAAGGCUGGCGCAACAUCCUUGAUGACCCUCAGUCCUCCGAUAAUGAACGCUUUGUCGCCGAUACGUUGUUGAAGAACGCGUGCGUCGCCUCUGCUAUGGUGCUGCCCACGUGCCAGGAUACCGGCACAGCUAUCGUUCUUGGCAAGCGCGGGGAGCUUUGCUGGACAGGCGGUGAGGAUGAAAAGUACCUCUCCAAAGGUAUCUUCGAUGCAUACACUAAGCAAUUCCUGCGCUACAGCCAGACCGCGGCAUUGGAUAUGUUCAAGGAAUACAAUACCGGGGACAACCUUCCCGCACAGCUUGACCUGCUCGCGGGGCCAGGCAAUGAGUAUGAGUUCCUCUUCAUAGCUAAGGGAGGUGGAUCGGCGAAUAAGGCUUUCCUAUUCCAGCAGACUAAAGCCCUGUUGAACCCUAAGUCACUAAAGGUGUUUAUUGAGGAAAAACUCAAAACCCUUGGCACCUCCGCAUGCCCGCCAUACCACUUAGCCCUCGUGAUUGGCGGAACAAGCGCAGAGAUGACGAUGAAGACAGUCAAGCUUGCGAGCUGCCGCUACUACGAUAGCUUACCCACCACCGGCAGUAAAGGUGGACGCGCGUUUCGCGACCUUGAGUGGGAAAAGAUCGUCUUGGAUAUUGCGGCGAACUCCGGUAUUGGCGCGCAGUUCGGUGGCAGGCACUUUGCCUCGCAGGCGCGUGUGAUCCGGCUACCGCGGCACGGCGCAUCCUGCCCGGUCGGCUUAGGGGUCUCUUGCAGUGCCGACCGCCAGAUCCUGGCCCGUAUCGACAAGGACGGGAUCUUUCUGGAGAAACUGGUGCGCGAUCCCACACCAUACCUGCUCGCGAUUCCCCCUCAAAGGAACCUCAACUCCGUUGAGGUUGAUCUUCAUCAGUCCAUGGAUGAGAUCCGGAGUUUGCUGAGCCAGCACACUGUAGGGGCACGUGUCAUGCUCUCCGGCACGCUCGUCGUCGCCCGUGAUAUUGCCCACGCUAAGAUUAAGGAGAUGCUCGACAACGGGGAGCCAAUGCCGGAUUACAUGAAGACAUCUCCUAUCUACUAUGCGGGGCCGGCGAAGACACCGGAGGGCUACGCAAGCGGGUCCUUUGGGCCCACAACAGCCGGCCGCAUGGACUCUUAUGUGGAUUUGUUUAUGUCGAAGGGCGGCAGCUUUGUGACGUUGGCAAAGGGAAACCGAAGCAAGGCCGUAACAGACGCGUGCAAAAAGCACGGUGGCUUCUACUUAGGCAGCAUUGGUGGACCAGCGGCAAUCUUGGCCAAGGAAAGCAUAACGAAGGUCGAUUGCAUCGCAUUUCCAGAGCUUGGAAUGGAAGCAGUUUGGCGCAUUGAGGUGGAUAGCUUUCCGGCGUUUAUUGUUGUGGAUGACAAAGGCAAUGACUUUUACAGUGGCUUGCUUUAG